Lolium perenne is the source of this 2097-nucleotide messenger RNA. RefSeq names its product transcription factor MYBC1. Lineage: Eukaryota; Viridiplantae; Streptophyta; Magnoliopsida; Poales; Poaceae. Gene Ontology annotation, biological process: regulation of DNA-templated transcription. Gene Ontology annotation, cellular component: nucleus. The record is from RefSeq and is a predicted model, not a curated record. Gene Ontology annotation, molecular function: DNA binding; DNA-binding transcription factor activity.
CAGAGGCAGAGGCCAGAGGGCAGAGGGCAGCCCACUAAUUAAACAAGCAUCAGUCCCGAACUCAUCAAGAUACUCUCCUCUCUCUCUCUCACUCAUCAGUCUAGAGAGAGAGAAGGGAGGGAGGGGGAGAAAAGGUGUGAGCAGAUUGAUAGAUAGAUAAAGAGAGAGAGAAAGCUGGGGAUAUCUCAUAUCAUAGAUAGCACAGCAGCGGUAGCAGCGGGGGAGCAGAGAGGCUGCACAAACUAGAACUAGGGAGGGAGAGAGGAGAGAGAAGAGACGAAAGCUUAGAAGAAGAGAGAUCCACCUCGAACCAAGUAACCUCCCUCGCCUCUCUUCCUUCCUCCGCUCUCUCGCUUCCCGCAAGCCACUGGUGGAGUACCGCGGCAAGCCAAAGGCAAAGGGAAUUGCUUUCCUCUGCUCCGCUCCCGGCACCUGAGGAGACGACGAUGAGGGAGGAGGAGGAGCCCAGCUGGUUCGCGCGCUUCGACGAGGACCUGCCGGCGCCCGACGAGCUCAUGCCGCUCUCGCAGUCGCUCAUCACGCGCGACCUCGCCGCCGCCUUCGACAUCCCCACGCACGCCGGCCCCGGCCCCGGCGGCCUGCCCUCCGGCGCCGCCGACGGCGCUGGCGGCCAGGACAUGAACGGCGGCGGCGCGUCGUCCGCCGCCGGGUCCAGCGGCGGCGGCGGGGGCGGCGGCGGCAACGGCGACGAGCCGGCCAGGACGCUCAAGCGGCCGCGCCUCGUGUGGACGCCGCAGCUGCACAAGCGCUUCGUGGACGCCGUCGCCCACCUCGGCAUCAAGAACGCCGUGCCCAAGACCAUAAUGCAGCUCAUGAGCGUCGACGGCCUCACGCGCGAGAACGUCGCCUCCCACCUCCAGAAGUACCGCCUCUACCUCAAGCGCAUGCAGGGCCUCGGCAACGGCGGCGGCGGCGGCAGCCACUCCUCCGGCUCGGGCGGCACCGACGCCGCCACCGAGCACCUCUUCGCCACGGGCCCGUCCCCGUUCCUCCCGCCCGGCCGCGGCCCCGCCGGCCCCGACCCCUACAACAGCGCACCCUACGCGCCCAUGCCCGCCGCGCACCACCACCACCACCAGGUCCACCACCCGUCGCAGAUCGGCCACUUCCACCACCCCGCCGCGCGCCCGCUCGCCCACUACGGCGCCGGCCCGGGCAGCGGCGCCGGAUUCGACCACGGCUUCCUCAGCCGCGCCGUCGCCGGCGGCGCGCCCGUCGGACCGCCCGCGAUGCACCACCGCAUGGUCGGCGCCGGGGCCGCCAUGGGGAUGAUGGCGCCCUCCUCCUUCGCCGACGACCUCGACCUCGGAUCCCGCGGUGGCGGAGGCGGUGCCGUGGGCGGACGCCGCGAGCUCACCCUGUUCCCGACUUCCGGGGACCACUGAGUCUACACAUCGACGGCAUCCAUCGGGUGGCAUCCGUCCUCGUCGAUCGGGUAUAUAAAAUUCGUUUUCCCCUCUGCCGCCCGCCGCUGCUACUCCCCACAGAUCGGCAGACAAACCAAGCAAGAUUCGCCGCAUCGUUAUAGAGGCCAAGAAUUCUCUGGGUAGUAGCGCUCUGCCAUCCCAUCCAAUCCAUAUUUCUUUCUACCCCUCUCUCUCUCUCUACCUCUUGUGUUCUUGUGUUCUGCUGCUAUUUGUCAUUGUUCUUACAGUACUGUUGAUGACAUAAAACCUAGCCCUAGAGACCGAUUAUUUUAGAAGGCAAGAAAAAGUUGUGAAAAAUUGCUACUCAAUUUCAUGUUCAUUCUCCAAGGAAAAACUCAAUCUUUGUGAACGAACGAAUUGAGCCCCCCAUGAUCCAGGGCUCACUUUGCUCUGCUCGUUUCGGUGGUGACUGUCACCUGUGUGUGUCCAAGUGGGUGAUGCAGCCAUUUGCAUGUGAGCUGUGAUGACCCCUACAAAGAGGUGAUGCAAUCAACUUGUACCGUUGCAGAUUGCAUACAUAGGUGAUACAUAGGCAGGGGAGUUGAAUAAUGUAUGGACCCACCCCGCCCUGGAGAUGAUUAAGUUUGAGGAUUAAGUUUGUACUGGCAUGGUGACAUUGUCGAGCUCAGAUCAUCUGAGAUUCCCAAGA